GCCAUCCACCCUUCCCUCUAGUUGUACUUCGCGACUGCCAUCCACCCGCCUCCAAGUGUCCUCCUGGAAUCACUCAAAAAUAUUUGACUAUGUCGACGGACGCCAAACCCACGGAACCAACCGCGGCACCCGCACCAGAGGCAGACGUCGAGAUGGAAGGCGGAAAGGAUGACUUCACGAAGAUUUCUGCUGCACGAAAACAAGUCGAGUUUUACUUCGGCGACUCCAACCUCCCAUUCGACAAGUUCAUGUGGACGCUUCACAUAGCCGACAAGGAGCACUGGGUCCCCAUCAAAACAAUCGCGUCGUUCAAGCGCAUGCGGGACUUUGUCCCGUACGGGCUGGAGUGGCUCGUGGAUGCGCUGCGUGCCAGUGAGGAGCUUGAGCUUGACGAAUCCGGGGAGAAGGUGCGUCGGUUGACGGAGCUGCAACCACCAAAGGGGCAGUUUGAGCGGAGCGUAUAUGCGAAAGGCUUCGGUUCGGAAGACUCCGGCCUGCAGAAGAAGCUCGAGGAGUUCUUCAACCAGUAUGGCCAGACGAACGCGGUUCGCAUGCGCCGGGUGGACGGGAACAAGGAGUUCAAGGGAUCAGUAUUCGCCGAGUACGCCGACAUCAAAGGUGCUGAGGCGUUCCUGAACGCGGACCCGAAGCCGACAUGGGAGGGUGGCGAGUUGCUCACGAUGUCCAAGGAGGCGUACUGCGACAUGAAGAUCAAAGAAAAGGGUCUGACGGGCAAGGCAGCGCAGAUGCGCAAGGACAGUGUCUCGUCGCGUAAGGGCUUCAACGCGUUCCGCGAGAUGGAGCAGGAGAAGAAUGGCGGCAAGCCCGCGGGCGGGAAGGAUAGACCCAAGCCCGAGAUAUAUCUCGAGUUCCUCGGCUCGAAGAUCCGGGUGCAUGAGGAAGAUGGAGCGGGUGUUGUGAAGGAAGAGGAGGUGCCAUUCGUCAAGGGUGCGACGCUGAAGUUCACGGGAUGUGGUGGGGAUGUGAACUUUACGGAGGUGAAGGCCCCGUUGAAGGAGCGCUUCGCCAAAGUGCCGUUCAUCAAGUUCGAGAAGGGCGAUGACUCUGGGCUGGUCGGGUUCGACAAAGCGCUGGAGGAAGAGGAGAUCGCGUACGUGAAAGAGAAUAUCAAAACUAUCAACUCCAACGAAGUCCAGUGGAGCAUCCCUGAAGAGGACGAAGAAAAGGCGUUCCAGGUCGAACGUGCGCAACACGGCGCCAAAACCGUCUUCGAGCGCUCACAGGGCCGCAGCAGCUCCGGUCGCGGUGGUCGCGGAGGCCGUGGUGGAGGACGCGGGGGAGGUCGUGGUGGCCGUGGCCGGGGAGGCGGACGCGGAGGUGGAAGGCGCGACGAUGGCAAGAGGUCGAACCCGUCGAAAGACGCUAGCGAGGCGAAGGAGGGCGGCGACGCGCAGGUGGGCGAGAAGCGCAAGCGCACGAUGGAGCCUGAUGGCGGCCCGAACACUGGGCUUCGCGGGCAGGCGGUGCCGCUCGUGCAGACGGUUAAGAAGGUCAAGGCGGACAGCGGGGAUGCUGCUGGUGCGUCAUGAUGUCAAGGCUACUCGCUGUGACGCGAGGACCCGGCGUAUUGGACCCCAUGGGACAAUGAAGCCCUGGACUAGGCUAGGGCUACGCAAGUUAAACAAAAGGUUAGGCCGUGUAGGCUAUCACCAGACAUGAUAUCGCUCGAUCUUGCUCUUGUAGAUUUAUGCAUAUGAAAACGGGAUGAAUGUAUCAUCGUCAAGCAACGCAAA
This is a messenger RNA of Coniophora puteana RWD-64-598 SS2, 1754 nucleotides long. RefSeq lists its product as uncharacterized. Gene Ontology annotation, cellular component: nucleus. NCBI's taxonomy places the organism in Eukaryota, Fungi, Basidiomycota, Agaricomycetes, Boletales, Coniophoraceae. Bases 90 to 1550 code for a protein of 486 amino acids. Gene Ontology annotation, biological process: RNA processing. The transcript is spliced from 7 exons. Gene Ontology annotation, molecular function: mRNA binding. The record is from RefSeq and is a predicted model, not a curated record.